Molecule: messenger RNA, 499 nt
Organism: Magnolia sinica
Lineage: Eukaryota; Viridiplantae; Streptophyta; Magnoliopsida; Magnoliales; Magnoliaceae
Product: vacuolar protein sorting-associated protein 2 homolog 1-like
Exons: 2
Coding region: 3-233 (76 amino acids)
Source: RefSeq, a predicted model, not a curated record
UCAUGUCAGUGUCGGAAGGAGAUGAAGAAGAGGAAGAAACUGAAGAACUUGUGAGCCAGGUUCUUGACGAAAUUGGAAUCGACAUUGAUCAGCAGCUCCUCAAGGCACCCUCAUCUGCAGUGGCUGCACCAGCUGCGACAAACAAGGUUGCCCAGGCUGAAGCAACAGGGAAUGAAGACUGCGGCAUAGAUAAUGACUUGCAGGCCAGGCUAGAUAAUCUCAGAAAGAUGUAGUCUUCUCAUCCUGUCAUCACAUGAGGUGCUAUGCAGCAAUAUAAAUGAAAGUGGUAGCUUGGGCCAUGUAAUAUUAGGGAAAUCGUGCCUGCUUUUGCUUGCUGAGUGCUUGAAAUUGACGGAUUUAAUAAAAUCACAUCUCGUGCUGCUUAAUGUGUCAUUUUAGUGAAUAUAUAUAUAUAUAUACUGAUGCAUAUAUUUGUUCCGGUUUAUGUAAGCUUAAUGAGAACCAUGCUACUCCUGUAUCUGGAGUAUUAUUGUAGGCA